Molecule: messenger RNA, 2086 nt
Organism: Sesamum indicum (sesame)
Lineage: Eukaryota; Viridiplantae; Streptophyta; Magnoliopsida; Lamiales; Pedaliaceae
Biological process (GO): mRNA destabilization
Cellular component (GO): cytoplasm
Molecular function (GO): mRNA binding
Source: RefSeq, a predicted model, not a curated record
GGGAGGGGGAGAACGCUGCCCAUCUUCUUUCCCUCCGAUCGAAGAUAUCCCGAUUUUCUAGGGAUUUGUGCUUAAGAAUCUAAGCGUAAUAUCUUGAAGUUGAUCGAGAUUCUUGUUUUCUUCAUGCGUGUUUCUUGAAAUUUUAUGUUAGAGAGUUCUUGAUCUUCUUCUUUUAUGGGGGAAGACCAAGGGGUUGAAGGGUUCAUCAUAUAAAAGGAGUAGAAAUGCCUGGAGACAAGAAGACAAAGACAUCUCAUCUGAUUGCUCCAAGAAUUAUGUCUGAAUCCAACAUCAAUCUUCCUAAACAAGAUAUGGGGAAACCAUCUGAACCGAUUUCAGCCAUAUCUUCUGCUGGCAAUGCCGUAUCGUCUGGAAUCCAAGGAGCAAGCGAUCAACUGUUGGCUGCCGUUCAGGGCAUUUAUUAUCCCCCAAAUACCUGCUAUGAUUAUUACUAUCAUGGAUACAACGGCCCCUUUUCACAGUCCAAUGACAAAGGUUAUUUCAAGACGUCUUCCGGUUCUUGCAUGCGCAUCCAGCCGGAUAAUGCUUCACUCCUAUACUACCUUCCAGGCUAUGCUCCAUAUACACCUGGAUUUGUGGGCGUGGAUGGAAAACAAGCCUACACAUCGCCUGGAUAUCUUCAGCAACUUCCAUGUUAUGCCUACACUGGAACUGGCUCGGCUGGUGCUGCGGCUAGAUCAGGCUCUUUGAGGCCUGUGAUAGCCCCAAGUGGCUCUGGGAAAUCGGGUGCUAUUCCUCUUAAUCCACAACGCCAACAGCAUGCUUCUCGUUCUCUGAUCAGGCCUAUCUAUCAGACUCAGUCUUUUAGUCCACUCAACAAGUUCGGUUCUGGUUCCCCGUCUUCUGGCCUAAUGACGGGAUUUCACCCUGCUGGAAAAUUCUCAUCGUUGGCAAACCAGAAUCCUGGUGUUUUCACGCGAUAUGGGCCCGUAAACGACGCUCCAAAUGAUGAAGUAUGCAACAACAACUACAGAUACAAUUCGAGAGAGGAUUUGGACAGACGUGGAGAAAUCAAGGCCGUAACAGAACUAACUCGUGGGCCGAGGGCUGACAAUGGGAACAUCUCCUCCAAGUUACCGUCCGAGGUUACUUUUGGUGUUGAAAGGGAUGAAUAUAACUUGAAAGAGUUCCGCACAGAGUAUGAUAGUGCAAAGUUCUACGUCAUCAAGUCAUAUAGCGAGGACGACAUUCACAAAUGCAUCAAAUACGACGUUUGGUCGAGCACUCUGCAUGGAAACAAGAAACUUGAUGCUGGUCUCCGCGAAGCAGAAGCUAUAACAAACCAGACAGGCAAAAAAUCUCCAGUCUUCCUGUUUUUCUCGGUUAAUGGGAGCGGACAGUUCGUGGGCGUCGCUGAGAUGACUGGAAGGGUUGAUUUCAGCACGGAUAUGGACUUCUGGCAGCUUGAUAAAUGGCAUGGCUACUUUCCUGUAAAAUGGCACAUCAUCAAAGACGUCCCCAACACAUUGUUGCGACACAUCAUCCUUGACAACAACGAAAACAGGCCCGUCACUUACAGCAGGGACACUCAGGAGAUUGGACUCCAACAAGGGCUGGAAAUGCUAAGAAUUUUCAAGAGUUACUCUGAGAAGACGUCUGUGCUCGACGACUUCAACUUCUACGAACACCGUGAGGAGGCGAUCAGAGUGAAGAGGAACACCAAACCAGCUUCUCGAACCAACCGUUCUAAAAACAGUGACUAUAAGAAGCAUUUCGAGGGCGGAGAAGGGAUGAUCAGACAACAAUUUGCCAAGAUCAACAAGUCGGAUCCUUCGUCUCUAACCAAGAACCUGUCCGUAAUUCUCAACCACACCCAUGAUGUACGUAGCAUAUAAGUACAAAGUCAAAGUGCUCCGAAGAUGCACUUUAGUUAGCACAGGAGAUUUACGUUGUCUGAACUGAAAUCUGUAGUCUUCUUUCAUGUUUCUUGGUCAUCUUUUUAGUUGGUAGAGCUGUCAGACAUUGUUCUUAUACCUCACAGAAAGGAACAGAAGUUUUAGAGUUGUGCAUAUGCAUAUACCAUGACAGUGUGUAUACAUAUGAACGAUUAUUUCAUUUGACUGAC